This is a messenger RNA of Salvelinus namaycush (lake trout), 4470 nucleotides long. RefSeq names its product protein dispatched homolog 2-like. The record is from RefSeq and is a predicted model, not a curated record. Bases 1 to 4470 code for a protein of 1489 amino acids. Lineage: Eukaryota; Metazoa; Chordata; Actinopteri; Salmoniformes; Salmonidae. The transcript has 8 exons.
AUGUCAUCCUCCCAGCAGCAGCUCCUUCUCCAACCCCCCGGGCCCCCUAUCAUCCACCCCAGUGAGAUACCGGAGGUGUCACUGUGUCCUCCUGACAGUGUGUGCCCGGAGGCCCAGGCCACUCGGAUCCAAACCGAAGGGGACCAGUCUGACAGCUGCAGCCUCCCCAGACCCUCCUCCUCCACCUCCUCCCAGCUCUACCACCAAGUCUCCCAGGGAUGCACCUACCAUUCACAGCAGCACCGACAAUGUCACUGUUGUGGCCAUCACAAGCCAAUCAAAGGCAAAGCCUGUCUGGAGUCGCACCCAAUCACUGUGGGUCCUCCUCACACCGACUGCUCGACAAGCGCUGUCAAGACGGGUCGCAGCUGCAGCCCCUCCCAUGUUCCUUCCUGUCACAACGCUGUCCGCUGCCACUGGCUGCACGGUUCCCAUGACGGUGGUGGCCCCCACCAGUCCAAACAGCAUCAUGUGGUCACAGUCAGGGAUGAUGGACUCUACUGGAUCCCUAGAAAUUACUCCCAGGUGGUAGUGAAGUAUCCUCUGGUGGUGCUCGCCGCAUGUGCAGUAGUCCUCCUGGGAUGCUCCCUAGCCGGCCUGUUGAUUGGUCCCCUGCCAGACUUCUCUGACCCGCUGAUGGGGUUUGAGCCUCGAGGAACAUACAUUGGGGUGCGACAGUCUGCCUUGGCCAAGCUUCAGCAGAACACAGGGCCUGGAAACACACUGUCUCUGAUACCGCAACACCUCAAAGACAAGACAGCUGGGAGCGGAGGGGAUGCCGGUGGGAGCCAGGAACAGUUGUCCAGGCAACGGUCUAAAAGAAUGCUAGACAGGGAUUCGGCCCAAGACACAUUCCUCUGUGACGCUCCAGGAGAGCGCUACGCCCAGCUUGUGUUCCGCUCUGGAAACUCUGCCAGUCUUUGGAGCCUGAAGGCGAUCUACUCCAUGUGUGAGAUGGAGCAGGCCAGGAUUCGUUCACAACCCCACUUCCAAGAUCUCUGCAAGCAACAUAUCCGAUUGGAAGUGGACGGUGCCAUAAUCAGGGGAGGAUGCUGUCCAAGUUGGUCACUGGGAAACUACCUGGCACUUCUCAGCAAUGCCUCAUCCUGUCUCAGCCUGACCUCUGUGCAAGUGUCAGAGAGUCUGAGCCUACUACGCUAUUGCGCCCCAUACUACCACGAUGGAAGGCUGGUGGCAUAUUGUGCAGAGAGGGGCUCGCAAGGCAACUGUGCAUCUGUGCCGACUCGGUGCAAACACUCUCGUGCCGUUUUCCAGAUAUUGCAUUACCUGGUUGAUAAGGACUUUCUAGGGCCACAGACAAUAGAAUAUCAGGUCCCCUCACUGAAAUAUAGCCUCCUGUUUCUACCGGUGGAAAAAGGAGAUCACUUGAUGGAGAUAUACAUGAACAGCCUUGAAGGUCGUGAGCUUACAUACAAGAACACUACUAUUACAGGAAUGGACCUAGGCAUCAAGCAAAAGCUUUUCAAGUAUUACCUGGCUAGGGACUCCAUCUACCCUGUUCUGGCUGUAGUUUCACUGUUCCUCACCAUAGCCCUUUAUUUGCAGUCUCUUUUCCUAUCAGCUCUGUCUUUAGUUGCAAUUGUGGGUUCUCUCUUGACUUCCUAUUUCUUCUACAAAGUGGUUUUUCAGCUGACAUUCUUCCCUUUCCUCAACUUAGCUUCAGCUUUCAUCCUGUUUGGUAGUUGCUCUAACCACGCCUUCACUUUCAUUGAUUUCUGGAAUCUACAACUAUCCCAGAAUCCACCCGUUUCUCUAGAGAUAAGAGUCAAUCGAGUUCUCCAAGAGGUCGGAUAUUUGAUAUUGGCAUCAGGCCUGACUUCUAGUGCCACGUUCUUCUCGGGGUUCCUGAGCAGCAUCACGGCAGUCAGAUGCUUUGCUGUGUACCUGGGAACAGCUUCCUUAAUCUGUACUUUUUCCGCCCUUGCGUGGCUGCCCAGCUCGCUCAUAUUACGCGAGCGCUACACUGUGCCUGCCUCAGCCUCUGUUACCGCACAGGCAUGGAAGCCUUGCUGCACGAAAAGUAUUGGCGGGUUCUGGGACACAAGCUCGCGAAAGCGUUGCCUCUUCACCUUGGGUCAGAAGCUACGAGGGUUGAAGCGGGGACUGUCCGACACCUCCAAUUUACUUUUCCUGAAAAUCCUCCCAUGUGGAGUGGUCAAGUUCAGAUACAUUUGGAUCUGCUGGUUCGCAGUGUUGGCCGCAGGAGGAACAUACAUCUCAGUUGUAGACCCUGGUAUGAGCCUACCCACUUUAGACAACAGGGCAACUCAGUUAUUCCGCUCUAGCCAUCCCUUUGAAAGAUACGACGCUGAAUAUCGCCACCAAUUCAUGUUUGAACGGCUGGUGAACGGGGAGGACAAGCUCAUUACAUUGACUCUUGUAUGGGGAGUCAUCCCAACCGAUAACGGCAAUCACUUUGAUCCAAAAAGCAAUGGAUCUUUAGUUAUGGAUCCAGAGUUUAACAUGAGUAGCCCAGAGGCUCAGGUGUGGUUGAGAGACUUGUGUGGAAGAGUUCAAAACCAAAGUUUUUAUUUACCAUCAUCAUCAUCAUCUGAAAACGAAGGCUCAACAGACAACGUCUGUAUUGUCGAGCAACUCGUACACUGGGUGUCUAUUCGACGAUGCUCAGAGAGUGAGGAUGCCUUCCAUUUUUGCUGCAAUGAUAUUCCCUUUCCUUACCCACCGGGUGUUUUUGAACAAUGCCUGAGCAUGAUGGUGGCCGAGCGGCAUGCAGAGGGCUACGUGUCCGAGGUUGGAGGCCUACAUUUUGAGGCAGAUGGUCGAAUAGCAGCCCUGGUAAUGGUAUUUAGAACUACGCACCGCUAUAGCUACAACUUUAGUCACACCACCCUUUUCUAUAAUGAUAUUGUGUCAUGGUUUAAUGGUGAAAUGUCUGGCGCACCACUGGGACUAAAGGAAGGAUGGUUCGUGAGCCAGUUGACACUAUUUGACUUGCAACAAUGUCUAAGCUCAGAAACCCUUGUGGUCACUGGGUUCUCUGUAGCCCUAGCGUUUGCAUUGCUUCUUCUGACCACAUGGAAUAUUCCACUGAGUAUUUAUGGCACUGCUGCUGUUGGAGGAAGUGUUUUUGUCACCAUCGGCCUCCUGGUCCUUCUAGAAUGGCAGCUUAGUGGUGUGGAGGCACUCUUCAUAUCAGCUGCUGCUGGGCUGUCUGUCGACUUUUUAGCCAACUACUGCAUAUCAUAUAAUUCAGCUCCACACUCUGAUAGAAUUGGAAGAGUUGCACAUUCUCUGAAAAGAAUGAGCUGUCCUGUAGCAAUAGGAUCCGGGGCCUUCUGUUGUGUGGGCAUCGCCAUGCUCCCUACUACUGCCUUGUUGUUCAGAAAGCUGGGGAUUUUCUUAUUUCUGGUGAAAUGUGUAGCAUGUGGAUUUGCCACUUUCUUUUUCCAAUCCCUAUGCUGCUUUUUCGGUCCUCAAAAGAACUGUGGGAAAAUAAUGUUGCCAUGUUCAUCUGAACCAGGGACUGAAAGUCUGCCCUCCUGCUCAGCAGCAGAACCUAGGUCCUCGACCUGCGCAGCCAACGGGGCUUUUGGAAGAUCAAGAGUUCGAAGGAAUUUCAAUAAAGACGAGGGUAAUUACCUUUACCCGAACCAUCAGCGUCAAAGACAGCGACAGGCAGGGGGCGGAAGGGAGCCUGAGCAGUAUGAGCUUCAGCCAUUGGCCUGUCAGCUGAGUGACAGCUUUGAGAACAGCACGUGUACUAGUAAGCUAUCCAACAGACCCUCAGUUCUCUCGGAUGACAUCCAGUUCGGUGGGCUGAGUCCCAGGAGGGAUGUGGAGAGGAGCAACAUUGAGGCAGAUAGUGAAGAGCUCUGUGGGAGGCACCACAAAGGCUGUCACCCACCCCCAGCUUUGCAGACCUCUUCCCCAUACAAAGAAAACACCCUAGGGCCUGUAGUAGCUCCUCCAGGUGACCUGGCUAAGGAAAGGCUCUUGUGUAAGACGUGCAGAGGACAGUCUGCUGGCAUCAAGCACUGGAACGUAUCGCUGUCCUCUUCCUCAAGCAUGGAGGACACCAUCAUUAGUCAAACAAUAGAAACAAUUUACCAGCCAUCCCUCUCAAAGGACGAGGCCCCUAAUAGUACCUUUAAGCGUCACCCUCACAAACGCCUACUGUCAUCUCAGAGUUCAUUUGACGGGCUAGAGGAUUCCAAUGAGACUUGCCUUAUUGACAUUGAACCUGGACCCUCAAACCAACAGACUUCUAUUGAAGCAGAGGGAGAACUGGAACCACAACCAGGACACCUUAACGGAAAGAGACACACCCUACGUCUCUCCCUGAGAGAGACCACGUAUGAGACAGCCUCUCCGGGGUGUGGGAGGGGCCGUACGAGCCAGAGUGAAGGACCAGUGAUGUUGCCAAACAGUAAACCAGAUUUGCCUGAUGUGUGGAUCAAACGAGAUGGGCAGAGGGAAGAUAAAAGCUGA